Messenger RNA from Meira miltonrushii, 633 nucleotides. RefSeq lists its product as uncharacterized. The coding region runs from base 1 to 633 and encodes 210 amino acids. The transcript has a single exon. The record is from RefSeq and is a predicted model, not a curated record. Lineage: Eukaryota; Fungi; Basidiomycota; Exobasidiomycetes; Exobasidiales; Brachybasidiaceae.
AUGACUAACUUGUUCUCGUUGACAUUGGCUACGAUUCUGUCAGCUUUCUUAUUGAUCAACUUCACACACGCAUUUGAAAUCACAUUCCCAGUAGGACCAAGUAGUUCAUCUUAUUGGGUUGCAUGCAAAGAGAACAUCCUUCAAUGGACAUACAACGAAACAGAUCCAAAGAUCUUCAGUGUUGCAUUAUUCAAUGUCGAUACAAAAAAGCUUAAUGGAAAUUAUCAAAUCGCAAAUUCACUUCAAACAGUUGCAGGAACGGCAAAAGUUCGUCCGAAUUGCGUGGAAGCAGGUGAUGGUUAUUUUGUUGGUUUUGUAAAUUCAAGUCAAUAUGCUCUCAAUCAUCCAGAAAUUUAUUAUUCUUCUCCAACGUUUUCCAUUCAACCAAACACUUCACAAGUUCAAUCGCCAACUUCAUCUUCGCAAUCGUCUAUCACUGGUUCGUCUUCUUCUUCAUCUAAUGAUACACAAUCGAACGCCUUUGGUCCAGCCAAUGCAGGUCAAACACCCACUACCGAUCAGGCCAAAACAGUCAAAGGCGCAAAAGAUGGAGCAGCUCAAGUCAAGGUCGUUACUGCAAUUGCUUUGAUCGCUCCCUUAUUUGCAUGUGUCUCAUUGUACCUUUCCAUCUGA